Molecule: messenger RNA, 1608 nt
Organism: Argentina anserina (silverweed cinquefoil)
Lineage: Eukaryota; Viridiplantae; Streptophyta; Magnoliopsida; Rosales; Rosaceae
Product: probable inactive patatin-like protein 9
Exons: 3
Coding region: 278-1435 (385 amino acids)
Biological process (GO): lipid metabolic process
Source: RefSeq, a predicted model, not a curated record
CCCACACUCCCCACUACUCUCUUCUCCUAUCAACUCUCUCUCCACCACCUUCUUCUUCUUCUCCUCCAUAACUGUACCUACCCUUUUCUCACUUCCACCAGAGAAACAGAGAGCUCUCUUGUCUCGCCCAUUAAUGCCUCGCACCCCAAAAGCGUGAGCCACGUACUAAUAUUAUCAAACCCUCAAUCGCACUAUACCAUCAGUACUACUAAACUCUACUAUUCCUUGCGGUAACUAAAUCAUCAAGAUCGUCGAGGUUUUGAGUUUGUGUCUUCAAAUGGAGCUGAGUAAGGUGACGUUGGAGAUCUUCACGAAGCUCGAGCAGCAAUGGCUCUCUCACUGUGAAGCCUCCAAGAAGACUCGCAUUCUCAGCAUUGACGGCGGAGGGACCACCGCCAUUGUCGCCGGUGAAGCUCUUAUCCAUCUCGAGGACCAGAUCCGUCUCAAGACCGGCGAUCCCGACGCUCGAAUCGCCGAUUUCUUCGACCUUGUUGCCGGGACCGGCAUCGGUGCCGUCCUCGCCGCCAUGCUCGUCUCCGACGACGGCUCCGGUAGGCCGUUAUACACUGCUAGGGACGCUGUAAACUCGGUGGCUGGGAAGUGCUCGAAGCUGUUCAAGGCUAGGGCGGUGGGUGUCUUCCGCCGCGGAAGGAGAUUCUCCGGCGGAAGUAUGGACACGGCGCUGACGGAGCUCCUGGCCAGGGAGGACGGCAAAGUAUUGACGUUGAAGGACACGUGUAAGCCUCUCCUGGUUCCUUGCUACGACCUGAAGAGCUCCGCGCCGUUCGUCUUCUCCCGCGCCGACGCUUCUGAGUCGCCGAGUUUCGACUUCGAGCUCCGGAAAGUCUGCCGCGCCACGUCAGCAACGCCGGGGCUGUUUAAGCCGUUCGACCUGAGCUCAGUGGACGGGAAGACGUCGUGCUCGGCUGUCGACGGUGGUCUUGUCAUGAACAACCCGACGGCGGCCGCUGUGACGCACGCGCUGAACAACAAGCGCGACUUCCCAUCCGUGAACGGCGUGGAGGACUUGCUCGUUCUGUCCUUGGGGAACGGCCCGUUGAGCGGAAGGAAGCCCCGCCGUAACGGCGAGUGCUCUGCCUCUUCCGUCGUUGACAUUGUGUUUGACGGCGUCUCAGAAACCGUUGACCAGAUGGUUGGUAACGCCUUCUGUUGGAACCGUACCGACUACGUCAGAAUUCAGGCCUUUGGAUUGGGUAGUGAAGGAGUAGUGGGGCCGAGAUCGGUGCGAGGAGAGGUGUUGAAGGAGAGAGGAGUGGAGACGUUACCGUUUGGCGGGAAGAGGUUACUGAAGGAGACAAACGGAGAGAGAAUCGAGGGUUUCGUUCAGAGACUCGUGGCGUGUGGAAGGAGCAGUUUGCCACCUAGUCCGUGCAAGGAUUCCGCCGUCGUUAGCCAACUCGCUAACGACCGUUAAUUAGCAAUGGAAUUGUAAUUUGUAGGGGUGGCAAUGGUAUAGAAAACCAUUCCAACCAAUUCGUAUACCAACCGUACCAAAUAUGUUGGUAUACCAAAUACUUGGUACAUGGUAUAUGGUACAGUAUACCGUACCAAUAUUAAAAAUACGGUAGGUAGGUGGUAUAGAUUUUC